AUGGUUGAGAACAUCAACCCUAGUAUGUCCAUCAUAGCGCACCCGAUUCUUUAUCUCAAUCUCGAUAACAAGAUUUUCUCACGUCGAAAGCCGACGAGCAGAAUAAGUCCUCCCUUGCAAGAAAUUCCUGGCGGCGCCGCCAAUACCGUCAAACAGAAAGCCACCGAUGUCGUCACCACGCACAAAACUCAGCACUGGAAAAUCCUGUUCGUCAAAGACAACGCUGUAUUGCCACCUGGAGAUGCUGGGUUUCACGUUUUCAAAACCUUUGAUAUUGCGUCGCCUACCUACCCCCUUCUCUUGAAUCGCUGGUUGUCGACUGAACGAAGAUUCAAGAAUGUUCAGGGCGUGGAAAGCUUGCAUUUUGAACCAGGCAUAAAAUCUCGGCAUCGACUCGAUGAGCAUCAUCAUGUGCAAGUUUAUCCAAGAUCAUCCGACAGAUGUGGUGAUGGAGGUUAUUAUCCCGUUCAAUUUGGCGAAAUAUUAAGAGGCGAAAAUGCCACCUAUAAGGUGUACACUCGCAGAGGUUAUGGACGCGAUGGCGAAGUCUUCUUGGUGGAAAAUCUAAGAACAUCACAAUGUCAUGUGGUCAAGAUCUUCAAGUCAGGACUCUCUGUACAGGCAAGACAGCAAGCGGAUGUUCUCAAAAAACUUUCCGCUGGUCCAUCGAAUGACCCCGGAAAGAAACAUAUUGUGGAUCUACUUGAUAGCUUCGAGAUAUCCGGGCCCUCCGGACACCACACGUGCUUGGUCACCCAGUCACUUCGGGACAGGCCUUCGCACAUACAUCUAGAGUCGAGGAACGACAUAUAUUUGUGCAAGCAGCUUGUAGAGGCGGUGGUAUACAUGCACAAGCUAGGUGUUACCCAUGGCGGGCCCAAGAUUGGAAAACAUGAUCUCAGCAGAUAUCUUCCCAAAGAGGCCGAAGACAGGGCCGCCAUAGUUGCAGAAGAUGCGAGCUACAUUGACGAGGACGAGUACUCUUGGGAUGACGAUGAUGAAGAUAGCUGCGACGCUGAAGCCGAAGACAGCCUUGACGCAAAGGAUGAAGAUAGUCACGACGCUGAGAACGAGGACAACUGCGACUCCAAAGAUGAGAACAGUUGUGACGAGGACGACGACGACAACCACGUCUAUGAUUACAUGGAAGCUAGGAAGAUCAAAAGAACAUAG
This is a messenger RNA of Bacidia gigantensis, 1173 nucleotides long. RefSeq lists its product as uncharacterized. Gene Ontology annotation, biological process: regulation of mRNA processing; spliceosomal complex assembly. Lineage: Eukaryota; Fungi; Ascomycota; Lecanoromycetes; Lecanorales; Ramalinaceae. The transcript is spliced from 3 exons. The record is from RefSeq and is a predicted model, not a curated record. Bases 1 to 1173 code for a protein of 390 amino acids.